CGAUAAAUUCGAUCAUCAUCGGGACCUAGCUAGACCUCCAUCUGGCUGCUCCACAAACGACCCUGCUCUGAGUCCUCUGACAGAUUCAUCCCAUCCUCUCCCGUCUCCACUGUCCAUCGCUCUCUACCCAGCGGAUCGAUCAGCAAUGGAGGACAAGAACGCUCGCACCGCGGUGCUGCCAGUGAGCACGCUCACCGAGCCGCUCCUGCCCGGAAAAGGCGAGGACCUUGAGGCGGCGCAGCUCCCGUCCUACGGCGGCGCGUCCUUCUCCCGAACGUGCCUCAACCUCACCAACGCCGUGUCCGGGAUCGGCGUCCUCUCCAUGCCGUACGCGGUGGCGCAGGGCGGGUGGCUCAGCCUCGCGCUCUUCGCCCUCGUCGGCGCCAUCUGCUACUACACCGGCACGCUCAUCGAGCGCUGCAUGCGCGCCGACCCCGCCGCCGUCGCCAGCUACCCCGACAUCGGCGCCUUCGCCUUCGGGUCCGCCGGCCGGAGGGCCGUCGCCGCCUUCAUGUACGUCGAGCUCUACCUCGUCGCCAUCAGCUUCCUCGUCCUCGAGGGCGACAACCUCAACAAGCUCUUCCCCGGCGCCACCGUGGACCUCCUCGGCUACCGGCUGCAAGGGAAGCAGCUGUUCAUCGCGCUCGCCGCCGCCGUCGUGCUGCCCACCACAUGGCUCAAGAACCUCGGCGUGCUCGCCUAUGUGUCGGCGAUCGGGCUCGUCGCGUCGGCGGUCCUCACGGUGUCGCUGGUCUGGGCCGGCGUCGCUGGGACCGGGUUCCAUCGGAACAGCACCAGCGUCCUCAACCUGAGCGGCCUGCCGACCUCGCUGGGCCUCUACUUCGUCUGCUUCACCGGCCACGCCGUCUUCCCGACGAUCUACUCCUCCAUGAGGAACAGCAAGCACUUCUCCAAGGUUCUGCUCAUCUCCUCCGUGCUCUGCAGCGUCAACUACGGACUCACAGCGAUGCUGGGCUACAUGAUCUACGGCGACGACGUGCAGUCGCAGGUCACGCUGAACCUGCCCUCGGGAAAGCUCUACACCAAGGUCGCCAUCCUGAUGACGCUGAUCAACCCGCUGGCCAAGUACGCGCUGCUGGCCGCACCAAUAACGGCGGCGAUCGAGGAAAAGUUCUCGGUGCCGUGCGGCAGCGGGCCGGCGAGGGUGGCCAUCAGCACCGUGGUGGUUGUCAGCACGGCGGUGGUGGCCUCGACGGUGCCGUUCUUCGGCUACCUCAUGUCGUUCAUCGGAUCGUUCCUCAGCGUCAUGGCGACAGUCAUAUUCCCCAGCCUCUGCUUCCUUAAGAUCUACAAGGCCAAGGGGAUUCGCCGCAUCGAGAUCGCGGCGAUCACCGGCAUCCUGAUCAUCGGAGUGUUCGUAGCCGUCACCGGCACCUACACUUCCGUGCGGCAAAUUAUAGGCACUUUCUAAGAUGAUUUCCUGUUGUACAACUGACAAAACAGAGUAUAUGUGCUGACUUGAAAUCUAAUAUUUUUGACAACUUGUAAUUACAUUGGCUGAGAUUGUAUUGGUUAUUCAGUUCUGCUCCAUACUAAUAGUACACUGCGCUGUUCAGGUUA
This is a messenger RNA of Panicum virgatum (switchgrass), 1581 nucleotides long. Its product is annotated as amino acid transporter AVT1I-like. Gene Ontology annotation, cellular component: plasma membrane. The transcript has a single exon. Lineage: Eukaryota; Viridiplantae; Streptophyta; Magnoliopsida; Poales; Poaceae. The record is from RefSeq and is a predicted model, not a curated record. Bases 146 to 1432 code for a protein of 428 amino acids.